This is a messenger RNA of Molossus molossus (Pallas's mastiff bat), 1192 nucleotides long. It is a transcript of the gene GPBAR1, whose product is annotated as G protein-coupled bile acid receptor 1. The record is from RefSeq and is a predicted model, not a curated record. Gene Ontology annotation, molecular function: G protein-coupled bile acid receptor activity. Gene Ontology annotation, cellular component: membrane. Gene Ontology annotation, biological process: G protein-coupled receptor signaling pathway. NCBI's taxonomy places the organism in Eukaryota, Metazoa, Chordata, Mammalia, Chiroptera, Molossidae. The transcript is spliced from 2 exons. Bases 66 to 1058 code for a protein of 330 amino acids.
CACCUGUCUCCAACUGCCAUGAAUGCUGGCAGUUCCUCCAGGUCUCCCCUGUCCCCAGGCCCAAGAUGACACCCAACAGCACCAGGGAGGUGCCCAGCGCUGUUCCCAUGGGGGCCUUUGGGCUCUCCCUGGUCCUGGCAAGCUUGAUCGUCGUGGCCAACUUGCUCCUGGCCCUGAGUAUUGCCGGGGACCGCCGCCUGCGCAGCCUGCCUGCUGGCUGCUUCUUCCUGAGCCUGCUGCUCGCUGGGCUGCUCACAGGGCUGGCACUACCCACACUGCCAGGCCUAUGGAGCCAGAGUCGCCGAGGUUACUGGUCCUGUCUCUUCCUCUACUUAGCCCCCAACUUCUCCUUCCUCUCCCUGCUCACCAACCUGCUACUGGUACACGGGGAACGCUACAUGGCAGUGCUGCGGCCUCUCCGGACCCGUGGGAGCACUCGGCUGGCCCUGCUCCUCACCUGGGCUGGCCCCCUGCUCUUCACCAGCCUGCCUGCUCUGGGGUGGAACCACUGGGCCCCUGGUACCAACUGCAGCUCCCAGGCUGUCUUCCCAGCCCCCUACCUCUACCUCGAAGUCUAUGGGCUGCUGCUGCCCGCCAUCGGUGCUGCGGCCCUUCUCUCUGCCCGUGUAUUGGUCACUGCUCACCGCCAGCUGCAGGACAUCCGCCGGUUGGAGCGGGCAGUGUACCGUGGAGCGCCCUCGGCCCUGGCUCGGGCCCUUACCUGGAGACAAGCAAGGGCACAGGCUGGAGCCACAUUGCUCUUCGGGCUGUGCUGGGGACCCUAUGUGGCCACCCUGCUCCUCUCCGUGCUGGCCUAUGAGCAGCGCCCACCUCUGGGGCCUGGAACGCUGCUGUCCCUCAUUUCACUGGGCAGUGCCAGUGCAGCAGCCGUGCCUGUGGCCAUGGGGCUGGGUGAUCAGCGCUACACAGCUCCCUGGAGGGCAGCCGCACGAAGGUGGCUACGGGCGCUGCAGGGAAGAGCCUCUCGGGGCAGUCCUGGCCCCAGUACUGCCUACUGCACCAGCAGCCAAAGCAGCAUGGACCUGGACUUGAACUAGGGGAAGGGCCUCUGCUCAUUCCUACCGGAAGCAUCCAUCCAUCUCAGCCACCAAGCCUGUCUCCACUUGUCUGCACACCUCUGGAGACCCUGCCCCUUUUUACCGCACCCUGGCCGAAUAAAGCUCCUCUGGCC